AUGGCAAGUGAACAACCACAAACCAUAUCUGUUGAUCAGAAGAUCAACAGUGUUGCGCCUGAGAAGGAUGAUAUGGUUGUUGACGAACCUGUCGUAAAGGUGGUGAAUGGUCAUUCCCCGUCAGGGGAAGUCCCUCAGACCAAUGGUAAAUCACCAUCGCCGGACAAGACAAUCAAUCAACAAGCAUUCGCGGCAAACAGCGAAUUAUCAGUGCCGUCGCCGGCUGAGCUUGCGGCCGAAGAAUCGAUCAAGGAACCGGUAUCAGAAGACAGCGAGAUGAAAGACGUGAAUGGUGCAAAGGAGCAAACGUCGCCAGAUGCGCCUGCAACGAAAGACGAAAGCGCUGUACAGGCGCCCGCAAGUCCGCCGCGAUCUGCUACUCCCAACGCAGCAGCAGCUGAUGAAACAAUGGAUGUCGAUACGCCAACUGAGCGGCCCGACUUAUCCUCGAGCAUUGAGCAUGCCGAUAGUACACAGAAUACAUCUGCUGUGAGCGAAAAUGUUACGAUCGCUUCGCCACAAGAGAUUAGCCAGUCAGCGGAUGUCGCCAAGCUCGAUAUCAAGUCCCCAGGUUUGGAACACAAGGAUGAGCCCAUGCCUGAUCGUGCUGCAUCUCCUGCCAAGGUGUCUAGAGAGCGCUCACUCGAUGAGGAGGACGAGCCGUCGGCGAAACGGACGAAGCUUGACUCGGUUGUGAAGAAGCCAGUAGAACCGAAGACAGAGAAAGUCGGCGAUAAUAUCGGCGUCGCUUCCUCCGUACUAUCUCCAGCUCCGGAUGGCGAGGUUGACAAUCUUGUCGACGACAUUCCCAACGAAAAACCUCUCAAGGAAUUCCAUGGCAAGGAGAUUCGGAAAGAGUUAGCAAGGGUCAAAAAGACGAAGAACGGCAUGCACUUCCGCGGUUCUGUCGAGAGGCUAUGGACAAGCAUCUGGGAGAAUUACAAGGCGUUGAUUAAGAAUCCGGUGGAUCUCUCCCUGUUUGAGGCCAAACUCCGCGAUAAUAAGUAUGCGACUUUCGGCGAUUUCAAGGCUGAUCUCCGACUGUUGUACGAGAACUCUUACAAGUACAAUGGUGCCGCCAAUGCCAUCAGCAUAGCUGCUUUUCGUGUACGCAACGAUUUGUUUGCAAAGUUGAGCGAGGUUUCAAAGUUGGAAGAACCAAGCAAACCUGACAAGGCCAAGGCACAGCCAACACGUCAUGUGGAACACCGCGCCGCUACUCAGCCUCGGCGUCAAUCACAAUCUCAACCCCGCGCGACCGCCACGAGCCCGAAACCUAAAGCAGAAGCUGCGGCUGCCAUAGCAAGCACGUCUACUCCCAACGCUGCUCCGGCCUUUGCCCUGCCGCCAAAUGGUGUGCCCCAGAUCCGCCGGGACUCAACGCGCGACGAUGGGGAUCGUCCAAAGCGCCCUAUACACCCUCCCAAGAAUCGUGAUCCUGAUUAUGGUGCCCAAAACUCUCGAAAGAAGAAGCUCGAACCCGAAAUGAAGUUCUAUGCUGACGUUUUGGGAGAUUUGAAGAAACAGAAGUAUUGGACUCAGAAUCAGUGGUUCCUUGAGCCAGUUGAUCCGGUAGCUCUCAACAUCCCUAACUAUUUCUCCGUCAUCAAAAAGCCAAUGGACCUCAAGACAAUGACCGAGAAGCUUGAAGACGGACAGUAUCGCAGUGGUAAAGAAGUAGAAAAGGACAUGCGACAGAUUGUGGCUAACUCGGAAUUGUUCAAUGGAAUCUCGCUUGUGACGCAAUGUGCUCAAGAGCUGGAGGGGCUUUUCAAGCAAAAGGUUGCAGAGAAGGAGAACUGGAUGAGCAAAAACUAUCCGCCAUCAGCACAUUCAGCCACGGCUUCCGCAGCCAGCCCCGAGGUUAGUGACCUGGAGUCUGAAGCGGACAGCGAGGUUGAGGAGGACAGCUCUGAGUCAGUUCGCAAUGUUCAGUCAAGGCUUCUUGAAGAACAGAACAAGUUGAACGACAUGCUUGGUGCGAAGAAGCCCGAUAUGACCAUGAUUGAAAUUCAACAAAACGUCGUUUCCAUGCUUCAACGAAAACUUGUUGAGGAAAAGUCGAAGGUCGGCAGCUCCAAGAAAACCAAGACGCAAAAGAAGCCGACUUCCAAGGGCAAGGCCAAAUCCAGCGCCUCUCAGGGUGCUGGAGGGUCUGCCAACAAGAAGACCACUGGGGGUGCGAGUGCUACAAGCAAGAAUCGUCCUGCAAACAGCAAAAAGCCUUCGAGCAAGAAGCGACACAUCGGAGUGAUGGAGAAGCAAGUUAUCACCGAUGGUAUCGGCGAGCUUGACGGUCCUACCCUGGACAAGGCGGUCGACAUUAUCAAGAAGGACACCAACCAGAAAGAGGACGAUGAUGGCCGACUAGAGCUUGACAUAGAGGUGCUUUCCCAGGAUGCUCUUGGCCGGCUGUUUGAAUUGAUCAACAAGUCUUACCCCAAUAUUUACGCUACGGUGUCCAAGAGACCGGAAUUUAGCAACAACAGCAGCAGUAGCAAAGUUGAGAAGCCGGCGCAAUCGCCAGGUCACUCUGCCAACCCUUCGAAGCCGAGGAAGAACAAGCCAAUGAAUAAGGAUGAGCAAGAACGUAAGAUCGAGCAGUUGCGAGAGCUCAAGGCACAGUUCCAACGCCAGGGCAGCAAUAGUCAGGAGCCUGUGCCUGAAGACGAGGAACAGCGACCAGGCAAUUCUAGUGAGGACAGUGAUUCGGAAGAGGAGUAG
Messenger RNA from Truncatella angustata, 2724 nucleotides. RefSeq lists its product as uncharacterized. Gene Ontology annotation, biological process: chromatin remodeling; regulation of DNA-templated transcription. Bases 1 to 2724 code for a protein of 907 amino acids. The transcript is spliced from 2 exons. Gene Ontology annotation, cellular component: chromatin; nucleus. The record is from RefSeq and is a predicted model, not a curated record. Lineage: Eukaryota; Fungi; Ascomycota; Sordariomycetes; Amphisphaeriales; Sporocadaceae.